Molecule: messenger RNA, 2857 nt
Organism: Melanaphis sacchari
Lineage: Eukaryota; Metazoa; Arthropoda; Insecta; Hemiptera; Aphididae
Gene: AP-1-2beta
Product: AP-1 complex subunit beta-1
Exons: 13
Coding region: 1-2739 (912 amino acids)
Biological process (GO): intracellular protein transport; vesicle-mediated transport
Cellular component (GO): membrane coat; clathrin adaptor complex
Molecular function (GO): clathrin binding
Source: RefSeq, a predicted model, not a curated record
AUGACUGACAGCAAAUACUUUACCACCACGAAAAAAGGUGAAAUAUUUGAACUGAAAUCUGAACUAAACAGUGACAAAAAAGAAAAGAAGAGAGAAGCUGUAAAAAAGGUUAUUGCGUCUAUGACAGUUGGUAAAGAUGUGUCCGCUCUAUUUCCUGAUGUUGUAAACUGUAUGCAAACCGAUAACUUAGAACUGAAAAAACUUGUUUAUUUGUAUUUGAUGAAUUACGCUAAAAGCAAUCCUGAUAUGGCUAUUAUGGCUGUCAAUACGUUUGUUAAGGAUUGUGAAGAUCCAAAUCCAUUAAUACGUGCUUUAGCAGUGCGUACUAUGGGUUGCAUCAGAGUUGAAAAAAUAACUGAAUAUCUAUGUGAACCAUUGAGAAAAUGCUUGAGAGAUGAAGAUCCGUAUGUACGCAAAACUGCAGCUGUUUGUGUUGCUAAACUUUAUGACAUAAAUGCUCAACUAGUUGACGAUCAAGGAUUUUUAGAACAAUUAAAAGAACUUUUAUCUGACUCUAAUCCUAUGGUGGUUGCUAAUGCUGUUGCAGCUUUAUCUGAAAUGAAUGAAGCUAGUAUAACUGGUUCUCCAUUGAUUGAAAUGAAUUCACAAACUAUUAAUAAACUUUUAACUGCAUUAAAUGAAUGUACCGAAUGGGGUCAAGUGUUUAUUCUUGAUUCAUUAGCUAAUUACAGCCCAAAAGAUGAUCGCGAGGCUCAAAGUAUAUGUGAAAGAAUAACACCCCGAUUAGCUCAUGCUAAUGCAGCAGUUGUUUUAUCUGCUAUUAAAGUGUUAAUGAAACUAAUGGAAAUGUUACCAACUGAUUCCGACUUUGUUACUACAUUGACUAAAAAACUGGCUCCACCACUUGUUACUUUAUUAUCUACAGAACCAGAAGUUCAAUAUGUUGCACUCAGAAAUAUUAAUUUAAUAGUGCAAAAGAGGCCUGAUAUACUUAAACAUGAAAUGAAAGUUUUUUUUGUUAAAUAUAAUGAUCCUAUUUAUGUAAAACUAGAGAAACUGGAUAUUAUGAUACGCUUAGCAUCACAAGCAAAUAUAGCACAAGUUCUUUCAGAACUGAAAGAAUAUGCCACUGAAGUUGAUGUUGAUUUUGUACGCAAAGCAGUGCGUGCAAUUGGUCGAUGUGCAAUUAAAGUUGAGCAGUCUGCUGAACGCUGUGUAUCUACACUGUUGGACCUUAUACAAACAAAAGUAAACUAUGUAGUUCAAGAGGCAAUUGUUGUUAUCAAAGAUAUAUUUAGGAAAUACCCUAACAAGUACGAAAGCAUAAUAUCUUUAUUAUGUGAAAAUUUGGACACACUUGAUGAGCCUGAAGCAAGAGCAUCUAUGAUUUGGAUAAUAGGAGAAUAUGCUGAACGUAUAGAUAAUGCUGAUGAAUUAUUAGAAAGCUUCUUGGAAGGUUUUCAUGAUGAAAAUACUCAAGUACAAUUGCAAUUAUUAACUGCUAUAGUUAAACUGUUUUUGAAGAGACCUACUGACACUCAAGAAUUAGUACAACAAGUCUUAAGUUUGGCAACACAAGAUUCAGAUAAUCCUGAUUUACGUGAUCGUGGUUUUAUUUACUGGAGAUUAUUAUCCACUGAUCCAGGUGCAGCUAAAGAUGUAGUACUUGCUGAAAAACCACUGAUUUCAGAAGAAACUGAUCUUUUAGAACCAACUUUACUUGAUGAACUUGUAUGUCAUAUUUCUAGUCUUGCCAGUGUAUAUCAUAAGCCACCAAAUGCAUUUGUUGAAGGAAGACCAGGAUUACGAAAAUCUUUACCAGCCAGAAAUGAAAAUGUUUCUGCUAGUAAUGUUCCUCAAGCUGCAGUCAUACCUGCCCCACAAGAGUCGUUGAUUGGAGAUCUUCUUAGUAUGGAUCUGACUACUCCAGCUGUUGUUUCCACGUCUGUUCAACCGCCUUCUGUUGAUUUACUUGCUUCUGGUUUGGAUUCAUUAUUAACUACAUCUGACUUACCAGCAGCUUCAUCAUCAAAUACAGGUUUGCUUGGUGACAUUUUUGGAUUCACGCCAACACCAGUAUCUUAUUCUCCUCCUAAACAACUUUGGUUACCAAGUGAAAAUGGUAAAGGAUUAGAAAUUAUGGGAACAUUUUCGAGAAAAAAUGGUCAAAUUAAUAUGGACAUGACUCUCAAGAAUAAAGCUAUGCAACCAAUGAGUGGAUUUGCUAUUCAGUUGAACAAAAAUUCUUUUGGCUUGGUACCAUCUCAUCCAUUACAAGUAUUAAAUCCAUUAUUACCUACAGCAUCUUAUGAAACCAGCUUAACUCUGGCAACCAAUGGACUUGUUCAACGAAUGGAACCCAUAACUAAUCUCCAAGUGGCAAUAAAAAAUAACAUUGAUGUUUUAUAUUUUGCUUGUAUUGUACCAAUGAAUGUAUUUUUUAUCGAAGAUGGUCAAAUGGAUAAAAGAGUGUUUUUAAAAACGUGGAAAGAUAUACCUGCAGAAAAUGAAGUGCAGUUCACUUUAAAAAAUGUGCUUUGCAACACAGAGGCUAUUGUUUUGAAGAUGUCACAAAAUAAUGUAUUUACAAUAGCUAAAAGACAUGUUGAAGGUCAGGACAUGUUAUACCAGUCAUUAAAGUUGACUAAUGGCAAUUGGGUGUUGAAUGAACUUAAAAUUCAACCAGGAAAUCCAAACAUAACUCUAUCACUAAAAUUAUUAGCUAUGGAAGUGGCCCAAGGAGUCUUCCAAGCGUAUGAUGCUAUUCUUCAUUCAUAGAAACUUAAUGAGUUGAUUCCAAGUAAUUGUAUAAGUUUUAUAAGUAUAAGUAGGUAGUCUCAUAAGCUUUCAUUAUGAUAUAUAUAAUAAAGUAAAUUAAUUAAAGUAUUAGCUACCU